Messenger RNA from Scutellospora calospora, 459 nucleotides. NCBI's taxonomy places the organism in Eukaryota, Fungi, Glomeromycota, Glomeromycetes, Diversisporales, Gigasporaceae. The record is from the annotation of a GenBank genome assembly.
AAAAAACUAUUGAAGAUCUUAAACGAGAUCAUAAAAUUGAAAUUGAUAAACUAGAUCAAACAAUUAAAGAUAAAGAUGAUGAAAUUAGUAAUUUGAAAAAAGAAUGUGAUAGACAAAAGAUAAUGUAUGAUGCUCAAAAAAAAAUUGUUAAAAAAUUAGAAAAAGAUAAAAAAGAAUUAAAUGAGCUCUACAAACAAAGUAAAAGAAAUAAUAUAGAUUAUGAAUCUGUGAAAAAUCAAUUAGAUAAUGUAAAAAAUGAAAAAGAUAAACUAGAAAAAGAAAUUGAAGAUUUAAAAAAUAAGAUUGAUAAAAAAGAUGAGAAGAUUAAUGAGAUAAGUAAUAAUAUCAAAGAAAUUUUUAAUAUAGUUAAAGAUUUACUUCCUACAUUAUUACGUGAGAUAGUUAAAGAGAUAGAAAAAAAUAAUCAUGAAACAGUUGAUAUCAAUAAUCAAAUAAAAG